AUGAAGACGGAGAACAGCCGUCUAACGUCGCGAUCGACACUGCAUCUCCUGCCUGAGGACGUAGCGGCAGGCGCCUUCCCUCUACCAUUCUAUGCCCGAGUCGUCGGUAUAGAGGGGGACGAGGUCAAGUUCCGAAGCUUUGACGGGGAAGAAGGAGCGCUUUCGCGGUCCGUCGCCGCUCGCCGAACAGUCACGAUAGCGGCCGUGAACAAGAUGGGGAGGGUGUCGCUGCUUCGCCGGCCAGUGGCCGUCACUACGGGAGAUCCGGAGCCCAAGACUUUCCAUGGUCAAGUCGUUGGUGUUGAGGAUGGCGAGGUGACACAUGUCGCGCUCGACACGAGCGAGUGGAGUUCUGCGGACGUCGACAACAUGCAGACGGCCAUACUAUCGAGGAAUCAUCCCGAGCCGUCUGCAAUCUGCAAGUGGGUGGAUCCUCAGUCGGGAUCAGAGACACAAUUUCCUCUCCAACACGCGGUCGACUACGCCUUCUACAUCGACGGUGAAGCCGGUGGCGCGCCGGCGGCACUUGGCGAAUCGUUUUGCCGCGCACACGACGAAUAUGUGGUGUCCACCGGUACACAUGAGAUGCAUCGGACCCGAUCGCCAGACCGGUUCCAGCCACUGUGCAAGCAGCAGGAUCAAAACGCAGCCAAUCCCUUCAUGGAUGCCCUGAUUGUAGCGAGGCUAAGUCACGACCCCGAACUACUCGACCGUUUCCUGAACCUCCGUGAGCAGUCCAGGACUCAAGCGUCCAGUGCAUCAGCAGAUGAUGAAGAAAAACAACCGCUACCACCAUUGGCGUCGCCGUGCAAGGCCAAGAGCACGACCAAGAAGUCCAAGUAUGCGUUUUCGCCACAGCGAGAGCGCCAGGAAUCUCUCCCCGGCGUGUUGACUCGCGCGUACGACUACCAGUUUGACAUUGAAGGUCUCUCGAUAAUGCACUUCAGCUUUAUGGACAGAAAGAAACGUAUGGAGUGGAUAGACUCGGGCAGUGCCAAUUUCUCGAACUUUUCGGCGACAGCGGACUUCGAACCAGCUCCAGCAGCCACCAGCAUCAACGACGUGGUUGGUGCGGUGCUCGUUUUCCAGGUGUUCGCGCGCGAAUACUGCGUCACUAGCGCGAUUGAGCUGGUGGAUGCCAUCAUUGGAUUUAUUGAGGCCAAGAUUAUGGCUCUGCGCUGGGAACCGGAGGACAUACCGGCCUUUGUUUACUGGGCCAUCCCGGGCGGUUCCGCCUCGGCGAGACAGCGAGGAAAAAGGAAAGGACACGGCCCCAUUCCGCCCAAAGUGCUGCAAAAACUGCCGAAGCUGAACGACUCGCAGGGAGGAAGUCGCCGGCUCUGCAUGCGGUUUCUAUCGAAUGCAGGGUGUGAUACCGAUCUUCACGAAGGAGCUCACGACGGCCGGGCCCACUUUGUUCCGAAAACGCUAGACGCCUUGGUCAAAGCCGAGAUCGAGAAGCGCUUCGAUGGACUGAAGCCGCAAUACAAACACUUAUGA
Phytophthora sojae is the source of this 1500-nucleotide messenger RNA. RefSeq lists its product as hypothetical. Lineage: Eukaryota; Oomycota; Peronosporomycetes; Peronosporales; Peronosporaceae. The transcript is spliced from 8 exons. The coding region runs from base 1 to 1500 and encodes 499 amino acids. The record is from RefSeq and is a predicted model, not a curated record.